AUGACAUCGCCAGUCAAGUUUGAUAUUCCGGCGUCCGCUCGCUCCUUCACUUGCUUUUCGCGUUUGCCGCCCGAAAUCCGAGAGCAAAUCUGGGAGGAUGCCAUCUUCGAACCCGGCAUGCACUUCCUACGCCUCAAGACUGCAGCUCGCAUUACCCAUUACCCCUCUCCGAUGCCGCCAGGGUCACUCGGUGACCAAGAUACCAAAGACGAAGACGAUGUCCUUCUCGACUUUACUCGAGAGAGUGUACCUAAGAAAGUCUGGCCCGCCAUACUGGAGCCUCGAUACCCGACACCGCAAGCCAACAUUUCCAGCUACAUCUCUGUCAACCGCGUCCUCAACAAGCUCUCCGCUACUUGCUUCGAGUCAGCCAAAGUCGUUCGACGUCUGACCAACGCACGUGGUGGCUUGAAGCUAAAAGACGGCCGCGUCGUCUUGCUUGGCGGCUCUUCUGACGUCGUGUGCCUCGAGUACUUGUCCGCAGACGACUUUCGAAGCUGGUGUCGCAUGUCUCAAUCCAUCAGAUGCAAUGAACUUGCAAAUAUCCGCCACGUCGCCAUCCCCUACUGUCACGCCUGGGAAACCAGUGUUAGCGGUUUUCGCUGCGGCCACUGCGGCACCCGCUAUUCCGGCCUCGCGACCAAAGUCUACCCCGUCCACCUCUACGAGUUUCUUGCCCAGUAUCUGCCAAACCUAGAGACAUUCUACUUUAUUGACUACCUUAUCGUUGAGAAGAACUCGAGCCUUGGCUCGUCAGAUGUCAACCCGGACCAGACCACCACCCCAUCAUCAGAUACCAACCCCCAGGAGUCUAUCCUUGAACCGUCUAAGAAGCGUGAGACUGUUCCGUUGAUUUGA
This is a messenger RNA of Colletotrichum fioriniae, 858 nucleotides long. RefSeq lists its product as uncharacterized. The record is from RefSeq and is a predicted model, not a curated record. NCBI's taxonomy places the organism in Eukaryota, Fungi, Ascomycota, Sordariomycetes, Glomerellales, Glomerellaceae.